Molecule: messenger RNA, 1311 nt
Organism: Stylophora pistillata
Lineage: Eukaryota; Metazoa; Cnidaria; Anthozoa; Scleractinia; Pocilloporidae
Cellular component (GO): plasma membrane
Molecular function (GO): monoatomic cation channel activity
Source: RefSeq, a predicted model, not a curated record
CCCAAACCAGUCCUUCUUGUUUCCUUAGCUGAUAGUUUUAUUGUAUCAUUCUCAAAACUUUUUAGAUCCCUAUCUUGGAAGAAGACUGAACAGCUUUAGAGGCCCGUUAAGUUACCAGGACUUUGGUGAAACGGGGGCCCUGAGCCCUUCGUGCGUGUAAGACGCGCACGAAAUAUGCAACACGCACUCACUCGAUUAUCACGCAAGUGUAAUCUCCUGCCUGAGACAUGUCACUUCAUGCCAUCAAGCACAAAUUCGGCUAACAUUAUGGCGUUGAGUUGUUCGUUGUUCGAGGUUCUCCAAUCUUAUACAGACUGCAUAGCUAAAUCAGAAAUGCCUGUGAAGACAACUGUUAUCACGGCCCUUCUGUACGGCUUCAAAGCAUUUCUUCAAGAAAUUGUCUUCAAUUGUCCACGCGAUUACCACAUCCUCUAUGGCUGCCUGUUCAUAUGUGGUCCCGCUGUCGUUUUGUUUUGCCUUUCCAUGCUGAUAUCUGAGUCUUUCUGGACCCUUGUCACGGGCUGCUUCCGUCUCCAGUCGCGCAAGCGAAAACUGGUGUGGUGGAAAUCAAGCAAGAGUGUGUAUUUGUCCCUUCUCCCGCCGUGUAUAUGGUUUGUCUUCGCUUUCAUGGAAGGCGAUUUCUACGUUUGCUUAACUCUUGGACCUAUUAAACCCGCUCUCAAUCACGCCUCCAGUGAAAGCUCAAGAGAAAAGGUUCAAGAGAAGUUUGCCCAAGCGAAAAGCAUUUCGGCGAUUAUAUCUUGGUGUACUCUGAUAACAUUGGUGUUGACAGUGACAGUUUGUGUCACGCUCAGCAGAAUUCUUGCUCAAGUCGACCCAAAACUUCAAGGCGAAAUUGAUUUUGACGAGAUUGAAGCGCAGGAGGCGGUAAAGUUAUGGAAUGGUCGGUUACAAACCCUCGCGAAGGCUCAGGCUUUUGAAGUUAUCGAAGAAGUCUCAAAUACUUUCAUUCACGACGAACAAAACUCUGAUGUCUCGGAACAAGUUCGUCGAGGGGCAGAAUAUCUAAAAAGGCUGUACCCUAGAUAUGGAGGAGUGGUUAAGGGGCAAUUCCGGAACGACAAUUGGAGACCGAGGGAUGAACGACUGAGAGAGCUUCUUGAUCGAUCGUCAUCCACAGAAAUGCUAAUAAAUGCCGAUAAAAAGUAUAAGGGGGCGUAUGGUGCACGUUACACAACCAGCAUAUGAUUCAUAUGCAUAUGAGUCAUGCAAUCCUUUGAUCACGCAAAUUAUUAGGGACUUUAAGCAGUCAGGACAACAACGCCACGGAAGACGUCGAUUAAAAAAUGA